Molecule: messenger RNA, 1690 nt
Organism: Gracilinanus agilis (Agile Gracile Mouse Opossum)
Lineage: Eukaryota; Metazoa; Chordata; Mammalia; Didelphimorphia; Didelphidae
Gene: PAAF1
Product: proteasomal ATPase associated factor 1
Exons: 12
Coding region: 54-1232 (392 amino acids)
Molecular function (GO): protein binding
Source: RefSeq, a predicted model, not a curated record
AAGACUUCACUUCCGGCUAAGAAAGGAAGGAAACGGAAAGGGGCGGGGACAAGAUGGCGGUGCCUAUGAGGAUUCAGAGUGACUGGGUUCAAGCUCUCAGGAAGAAUGAAGGGGAAGCUUGGCUGAGCUGUCAUCCCCCAGGGAAAUCAACUUUAUAUGGCAAACUCAUUUGCCAGGGAAUUGGCCCCAGUGGGAUCCCAGAGGUCACAGCUUCAGAAGGAUUUGUUGUAAAUGAAAUUACUAAGAAAAGCAUUCACAUUUCAUGUCCAAAGGAGAAUACUUCUACCAAAUUCUUGGCACCAUAUACCACCUUUUCCAGAAUUCAUGGAAAGAGUAUAACAUGCCUGGAUAUUUCUAGUGGAGGAGGCCUUGGGGUAUCCACCAGCACUGAUGGGACCAUGAAAAUCUGGCAGGCAGCUAAUGGGGAAGUCAGAAGAAUACUGGAAGGACAUGUAUUUGAUGUGAAUUGUUGCAGGUUUUUCCCAUCAGGCCUUGUGGUUCUGAGUGGGGGAAUGGAUGCACAGGUGAAGAUCUGGUCAGCAGAGGAUGCCAACUGUGUGGUGACCUUCAUUGGUCACAAAGGAGGUAUUUUGGAUACAGCUAUUGUUGAUAGAGGAAGAAAUGUGGUUUCCAGCUCUCGAGAUGGGACUACUCGGCUUUGGGAUUGUGGACGAUCAGCCUGCUUGGGCAUCGUUGUGGAUUGUGGUUCUCCUAUAAAUGGCAUUGCUGUGGGUGCAGCUGACAACUCAAUAAAUCUUGGCUCCCCUGUGAAAGUUCCCAGCGAACGGGAGAUUGGAACAGAAGGGAAGAUGCUGCUUUUGGCUCGGGAAGAUAAAAAGCUCCAGUGUGUGGGAUUAAGAAGCAGGCAACCGGUGUUCCUCUUUGUUGGCUCAGAUGCUUUCAAUUGCUGUACUUUUCUCUCUGGCUUUUCUGUCUUGGCGGGGACUCAAGAUGGAAACAUAUAUCAGUUGGAUACAAGGAAUACAAGGGGUCCAGUUCAGGUUUUUCAUCAAUCAGGAGCUCCAGUACUGUCUCUUUUGACCUACCGAGAUGGAUUCAUUGCCAGCCAAGGUGAUGGGACCUGCUUCAUUAUGCAGCAGGACUCGGACUAUUUCAUUCAGUUGACUGAGGCUGACUGUGAUCCUGUGUACAAGGUGUCCACAUGGGAGAAGCAGAUCUACACCUGCUGUCGAGAUGGUCUUGUGCGCCGAUAUCAGCUCUCUGAAAUCUGACCUCUCAAAGAGUUGUGAUGGGUUAGAAACCAGAAUCCUUCAUCAUCAGGGAGCUGAGACCCCAUUAACUUCACGGGACCAUAGACCCUCCACACUUGGCACAUAUAGCAUGCUACGGCUCUGCUCACAGGGCCAGAAAGACCCUCAGUAUUGUCCUUCAUGUGAUCUUUGGCUUGUUGUUUCAGCCCGCACAGAGAGUCACUUGGAUCUGACCAAACAUGUAGUUUCUCUCUGUAUUACCAUCCACUCCUUUCCCCUUUCACCCCCAGUCAGCAGAUCACUCCCCACCAUUCAAUGUUAACUGAGCUUCAGGGAUGCAGAGGGGGAGGUCUUCUCUUGUAGGACUUCAUUCACUGUGUGUUCAGUUUUUUGAAACAUCAAAUCCAUAGAAUGUGCCUACAGAACCAGAGACUCAAAGCCAGCCCCCCACAGAGGAAAUAAAGAAGCAUUUGAAGACA